GCGGACUGACUGACGGGGCCCCCGGGGCCUCCUGCGCCGGCGCGGCCGCCCGAGCGACGCCUGGACCUCGGCCUCAGGAAACUUCUUCACAAGAAGAGAUGAAGAAGAAAUCUGUAUAUAAUCAGAGUGUGGGUGAUCAGGAGUGUGAAGAUGUGGAAGGUGAAGAAAACAGAAAUAAUGCUGAUACCUCUGGCUUACUGUACAGUGAAGUGGACAGGUGUCCAAUAUGUCUUAGUUGCCUAUUAGGGAAGGAAGUUGGGUUUCCAGAAAAUUGUAGUCAUGUCUUCUGUAUGGCCUGUAUUCUUAAAUGGGCAGAGAUAUUGGCUUCUUGUCCAAUUGACCGGAAACCUUUUCAGGCGGUGUUUGAACUCAGUGCAUUUGAAAGUUGUGCUGAGGUUCAAGUAAAAAGACAGUUGAGACAAAUAAAAGACAAAGAAAAUGAAAGGUCUUUUAAGAAACAACUCUUUUAUCAUGAAAGUUCCAAAAACGACAAAAGAAAAAGAGAUGCCACAAGAGAAGAUCUGUUAUGUGAAAGAUUUCAUGACUUGACAGUGUUGCAUAGAAACUUUUCAAACAAUAAAAUGAGUGGAAAGGAAAAUGCUACAGUAAAGACAAAUAAGGUUCAAAGAUCAAGUCAGUGUACAGAUCCUUGUAUCAGAAAUGACAUGUCCAGUAUGUUUUCAUGUUGCAGCCACAGUGGGGGACCUCGAACCCAUAGAGCUUCCUGUACAGAAUCUAUAGAAGUCAGUGAAAUCAGUGCAUUGAUUAGACAGAAACGACAGGAACUGGAAUUGUCAUGGUUUCCUAAUACGUUACCUGGAAUUGGAAGAGUUGGCUUUGUACCUUGGAGUGUUGAAACAGCAGUCCUUCCUCUGAUCUCCUCUGUGUUGCCAACAACUAUUUUUCCAGCAAGUACUGUGUCAUUAGAAAUUUUUGGUACUUCUCAUAAGGGAUAUGCAUUAGCACAUACCCAAGGAGGCGGAGAAAAAAAGCAGACUUCUGGCACAUCAAAUACCAGAGGAUCAAGACGAAAACCUGCAACAACUGCUCCUACGAGGAGGUCCACACGGAACACAAAAGCUGAGACAGCCAGCCAGCCCCCGAAAUCCCCAGUGUCAAAUAAUUCUGAGUGUGAUGCCCCAGGGAACAGUAAUUCUUCUGUAAGUAUUUCUCCUCCAGCUGAAUCAGAAAAGCAAACAAGACAAGCUCCAAAACGGAAGUCUGUAAGGAGAGGAAGAAAACUACCUUUAAUGAAAAAGAAACUUCGGAAAUCUGUACCUCCCCCUGAAAAAACAACAUCUAGUGAUUCAGUAGAGGACGAAACAGUGGACUCUGACACACCACCCAUGCUGGAGAAAGAGCAACAGUCAGGUGUAGAAAACAGUAACAUUUGUUCUGCUCAGACAGAUGGAGAAAAUCAUUUGGCUCAUUGCUUGGAAAGUUGCAGUGAGCAAACAGAAGAAAGUGAACAAGCUAAGAAUGAUGAGAGAGAGGAACGAGUAGACCUUUUAAAUUCUGAAUCUUGCACCCAGGAGCUUCCUGUGCUUGUUGGAGAGGACACGGGCAUAGAGACUGAGGAGUCCUGUGUAGACCAUAAUAGUCCUCCAGGUACUACUGUAAAAGGCAGCGGUGUGUUAGAACAUCAGGAGCAGGUGUCUGGAAGUUCAGAGUCAGAGGUGCAGGCACUGGUGUGCACAGGGAGCCCUCCUGAUGAGUUUCUUACCUCUUUACCUUCCGACACUGGAGCACACCAGCCAGUGUCCAGUCCCGUGGGUGAGACACCUGAAAGUACAGGGUCAGGGGUUAAUGACGGAAACACAGAGGAGAGUCUCACAGUAGAAAGUAAUGAUUUGAAAGACGCUGCAGUAAACAUAGAAACAUUUGUAGAGAGCCCCAAAAUGGAAUCUUCUGAGGGUGAAAUUACACAUACACUGGACGGACAAUGUGUUACAGGCAGCUCAGACACUGAGUUGCCUGAGCAUGUUCAAACUGAAAAUGAGGAAAUAAUUUCAACGUGUGACACUUCAGAAAAUGAAAGUUCUGGUGCUGUUCAAGAUUGUGAAGACAGUUUACUAAAACAUAACCUUGACAGCCCCCAAUUGGACAAAUCCUUAGAAGAAAAGACAGGAUCUUUGACUGAGCACCCCAAACCUACAGAGUUACCUAACACACAGGUUGAACAGAGUGAGAAACACUUUAAUGAAGAUAAUAACGAGACAGUACCUAUGGAGUGUGACUCCUUUUGUAGUGACCAGAAUGAGUCUGAAAUGGAGUCAUCUGCAAAUACUGACUCUAAACAACUGAGUGAAAAUUCUGUGGUGCACAGUUGUGACAACAAGCCAUCUUCCGAAGCUGCAGUUGAAAAGGUUGAAACUGUAUCUCAACCAACCGAAAGCCUCGUAGGUAAAGCCCCAAAGCCUCGUGCUCGAAGAUCCAGAUUCCAUUCCCCAUCUACAACGUGGUGUCCCAACAAAGACACUGCGCAGGAAAAGAGACGGGCUCAGUCUCCAUCACCAAAGAGAGAGACUGCAAUAGAAAGCAAGAAUUCUCAGUCAUUAUCACCCAAGAGAGAAUCUGGCAGAGGACGAAGGAAAUCUCGUUCUCUCUCACCAAAAAAAGACGUGGCAAGAGAAAGGAGGCAGUCUCGGUCUCCAAAGAGAGAGAAUGCUAGGGAAGCCAAAAGGUCUGAGUCAGGGUCCCCAAGAAGAGACACUUCUAGAGAGAACCAGAGGUCUCAGUCCCGAGUGAAAGAUUCUUCCUCAAGAGAAAAAUCUAGGUCCCGGAGCAGAGAAAGAGAAAGUGAUAGAGAUGGGCAGAGAAGAGAGAGAGAUAGAGAGAGGAGAGCCAGAAGAUGGUCUCGGUCCAGAUCUCGCUCCCGAUCGCCAUCAAGAAUGAGAACAAAAAGUAAGAGUUCAUCAUUUGGUAGAAAUGAAAGAGAUAAUUACUCUCCUCGGUGGAAGGACAGAUGGACAAAUGAUGGUUGGAGGUGUCCUCGAGGAAAUGACCGACACCGAAGGAAUGACUCAGAGAAACAGAAUGAAAACACAAGAAAAGAAAAAAAUGAUGUCAUUGCUGAUGGUCAUGAUCCAAAUUCUACAGAUAAGCAUAGAAAUGACUGUCCCAGUUGGGUAACAGAAAAAAUAAACUCUGGGCCAGAUCCAAGGACCAGAAAUCCAGAAAAGUUAAAAGAUUCUCAUUGGGAAGACAAUAGAAAUGAAAAUUCAGGGAAUUCUUGGACUAAAAACUUUGGCCCAGGCUGGAUGUCCAGCCGAGGUCGAGGUAGCCGAGGGAAAGGCGGUUACAGAGGUAAUUUUGCCUACAGUGACCAGAGCGAAAACAGGUGGCAGAGCCGCACACCGCUCUCAGGGAGUGACUCCUUCAAGUCUGUGGAGCAGCAGCCCUCUAAGCGGAAAAGUGAACAAGAGCUGCCAUUCGGCACACCAGCAGACAGGUCAGGGUGGACAUCUGCAUCCAGUUGGGCAGUAAGAAAGACUCUGCCAGCAGAUGUGCAAAACUAUUACUCGCGGCGUGGGAGGAAUUCUUCAGGUCCACAGUCUGGGUGGAUGAGACAAGAGGAGGAAACACCUGAACAGGAUUCUAACGUAAAAGACCAAACAAAUCAAGUUGAUGGUUCUCAGUUACCUGUAAAUAUGAUGCAGCCACACAUGAGUGUAAUUCAGCCGCCACUGACGGCCCCGCACCAGCCUAUGGGUAUCUUCCCGUACCCAGUGGGUGUCCACGCCCCUUUGAUGAAUAUGCAGCGGAACCCAUUUCCCAUGCACCCUCCGCUGCCCGUGCAUCUCCACACAGGAGUGCCUCUCAUGCAGGUAGCUGCCCCUGCCAGCAUGCCUCAGGGACCACCACCGCCACCCCCUCCUCCGCCAUCACAGCAGGUCAGCUACGUUGCCUCACAGCCAGAUGGGAAGCAAGUGCAGGGCCUCCCCAGUGCUUCUCAUGUAAGUAAUAACAUGGCUGCACAAGUCGUGCCUGCUCCAUCAGCAGCCCCGGAGAACACGGGAUCAGGUCAGGGGCCAAGUUCUGGUAAUACUUCGUCAUCAAGUCACGCCCAAGCCUCUAAUGCUGCUGUAAAAUUGGCAGAAAGCAAAGUAAGUGUUACAGUGGAAGCCAGCGCAGAUAGCUCGAAGACAGACAAGAAAUUGCAAAUUCAAGAGAAAGCUGCACAGGAGGUGAAACUGGCUAUUAAGCCAUUUUACCAAAAUAAAGACAUCACUAAGGAAGAGUACAAAGAGAUUGUGCGGAAGGCCGUGGACAAAGUUUGUCAUAGUAAGAGUGGAGAAGUAAAUUCUACUAAAGUGGCAAAUCUGGUUAAAGCCUAUGUAGACAAAUAUAAAUAUUCACGGAAGGGGAGCCAGAAGAAAACUUUGGAAGAACCUGUGUCUACCGAAAAAAAUAUAGCCUGAUAUGGGAGUGCUGUAAAGGACAUUGUCAAGAUAUCUGCAAAGUGCAAUUCAACGUGUACCCUUACUGAAAAAUACACAACUGUGAUUGAA
Molecule: messenger RNA, 4511 nt
Organism: Acomys russatus (golden spiny mouse)
Lineage: Eukaryota; Metazoa; Chordata; Mammalia; Rodentia; Muridae
Gene: Scaf11
Product: SR-related CTD associated factor 11
Exons: 15
Coding region: 99-4421 (1440 amino acids)
Biological process (GO): spliceosomal complex assembly
Molecular function (GO): RNA binding
Source: RefSeq, a predicted model, not a curated record